UAGACAGAAAGCAGCUUUUCGCGACAGGCAUCAACAAGCAGAGACGCCUCAAACAAUUUCAUCAAACUCCAACGCUCUCUACGAAGACGCAUCAGGAGAGUUCGUUUUUCAUCAGCCUGGACCUGGCGAAUUGAUACAGACAAAAAUUCUUACUAGUUUUGGAUCU
Molecule: messenger RNA, 166 nt
Organism: Amoebophrya sp. A25
Lineage: Eukaryota; Dinophyceae; Syndiniales; Amoebophryaceae
Source: the annotation of a GenBank genome assembly